ACAAAAGAUGGCUUGCGAAGAAACUACUACUUGAGCACUGCUACUAGAAUUCAACGAAUAAGUAACAUAUCCUAUUUAAAAUUUAUUUUAACAAUAUGUAUGUUUUACUGUAGUGAAGGUUGAUAUCACUUUGCUUUGCAGAUGGCCACUGGAAUAUGUGAAAAGUGUGCACAACUGCUGAAGGACUUCGUUGUUUAUGUGAAGAGAUUGUCAUCUGAAUUUGUACAGAAGAUAACGGAUUGUAUAAAGGACCUGUCAAGAUGCAGCUGUCUGCGGAAGAAGAGAGCAACUUCUGCAUCCUAUAUCUCAGAGCAGCACGAGAGACAGGCUGCUCAUGCACUACUGAACCACCUGGACACAGGUAUUGGUAUUCUAAAUGGAUGUGUAGUUGUGCACACUAGUCUAACCAAAGUUUUAACUCCACUGCUCAAUCCAAUAUUGUAUUGUCUACAGGCAUUAAAUACAUAGCAUCAAGAAGUCAUGGGUCAGCGUUCAUUUAUUACACAUCAGUCAAACACACCUCAUUCAGUGUACUGUUUAAGGGUAAUUCUAAGUAGCUGAUUGUGUCAUGUUUUAUUUGAGACAGAUGGUUAUUAUAAAGCUUGCUAUACCAUUGUAAUAUUCUACUGUUUUGUCGCGGCUGUGCAGUACAGGUCUCCCAUCAGUUUAUCAAUGCUGUUGUAGUGAUAUGCUUUGUGACAGUUGUGACCAGUAUUAUGAAAAUGUCUGACCAAAUGUUUUCCAUGAGGGCAGGAAGAUAAAAAUGGAUUCCCCCUGUUACAUGGAGGCAGCCAAUAGGUCUGUAGGCAGAAAUAUAUCCUGUACAGCCUAUAACUACCUUUAGAGAGUUGAAAAUAAGGGAUAUGAUUGGUGACAUGAUUGCCUCUCAUCCUGUCUUGUUGCAGUGGAUUAUCCUCUACCUGUUGCUCUCCUGGAGCCAUACACAACCCUACUGCUCUCUAAUGAUCUGGAGGUACAGAGGAUCACCACUCGGUCUCUGGUUCAUCUGCUAGUGAAGAACAAAGGUAUGUACACACAGACACACACACAUGCACACGCACUGUCUCAAGGUCUAACACUGUACUAUUGUCUUCCAGUGAGUAAGGAGCAGGUGAUUGAGACAGGGUUGCUGAUGCCCCUACUAGAGAUGCUCCAGUCUGGGGACCCCACUGUCCAGUGUAACUCCUGUCAAUGUGUUGCCUCACUGGCCUCCUCAGGUUGGUGGACUAGUGUUUACGUUUGAUUUGAUUUGAACUAUAUUGAUCCCCAGAGGAAAAUUAGAUGUCACUGGCUGAGAGGUUACAACACCACUACACACGUCAACAUUACAACAUUAGUGCAACAAAGUGCUGGUGCUAUUGUCAAUGCAUUUCAUGUUUACAAUCGAUAGGAUCAGGUUUCUCUAAAUUUGCUUUCUCUGCAAACUGAUCUACUCUCAGAUAAGAAACUAAGCACAACAUGUAUGAUAUCCCUGCUGAAAGAUGAUCACGGCUUCAUUCUGGCUGGUUAAUGAAAGGUGAAAGGCAUGGCACAUAUGUGGGACGUCGUGUUCCAUUUGUUCUGUCAACAUUAUUUUCCAACCCAACAUUAUUUUCUAACCCAACAUUCUUUUCUAACUCAACAUUCUUUUCUAACUCAACAUUCUUUUCUAACUCAACAUUCUUUUCUAACUCAACAUUCUAUUCUAACCCAACAUGACUCUGUUGUCCAAACUAGACAUGACAUUUAAUCUGUUUUUUUGUUUGUUAUUGCCUCCCAUUUAUUUAGACUCAAACCGGGAAGCUAUCGUGUCAGCUGAUGGGGUGAUUCCACUACUGGUUUCAGCCAAGUCUUACGAUCCUCGAGUCCAACAGAAUGCAGUCUGGGCCCUUUUAAACCUCACACAGUCUGGUACGUCUGCACAGAACUAUGUCCACCAGUGCAUAAUGUACUUUACACCAUGUACUAUGCACACAUCUCAGGUUGCUGCCACAUUCUGGGUUGUUGCUGUGUGGAUAUGAACACAAUGGGUGGUGUUCAAAUGACACAUUAGCUGGUUUGUUGACAUUUCAAAACAAGUGACGCGUGUCAAUGUUAACCAUAGAGAUCAAUCAAGAAUAGAUGGAUAGAUUUAUUCAUGUGGUCCCAACAUUAAUUCAUAACCCUCAUAACUAAUUCCUAGACAAACUGUACGUCUCCAUAUCUGGCCAUUCUUUUGUCUGCCUUCUUUUACCUUUCCAUUAAUCUUGCAUUACAUUAGCCUUCAUUGCUGUACUUCUUUCUAGAGAGGACGAUGAGAGUGUUAUGUCAAGAAGGAGCCAUUCCUGUACUGGCACUUCUGUUGCAGUCCUCCAACUAUGAGGUCCAGGUAAAACAUCCACUGUCACUGUCACUGUCUCCUGCCCUCUAGCCAAAUAUUGCUGCUUUUAAACCACAUCAAAGUAUCUAUGUGCUGCAGUUUUUUAGUAUUUAUGUAUUUAUUUAAAACCGUUAUAGCAUGAUGACCAAGCGUGUACUUUUUUUGUCCCAGUGGUCUUCAGUCUGAACUUCUAUUAUGCUCUGAACUAAACUGAUAUUCUGUCUGUACUUUAGUUCUACAGCUGCUCUGCCCUGAGCAAUAUAGCCACUGUCCCGGACCAUCAUCCCAAGAUGUUGGGCAUUGGAGACCGUUUUCUGUUGAAGUCUCUACUGACACUCAUGUCCUCAUCAGUGCAGAAGGUAAUGGCUGGUCUUAAAGGGAUACUUCAAGAUUUUGGCAUUCAGGCCCUGUAUCUACUUACCCAGAGUCAGAUGAACUCAUGGAUACCAUUUAUAUGUCUCUGUGUCCAGUAUGAAGGAAGUUAGAGGUCGUUUCACGAGCCAACGCUAACUAGAGUUAGCACAAUGACUGGAAGUCUAUGGAUAUCUACUAGCAUGUCCAACAGAUGUUACACUCUUUCACAGUGAAAUGUUUUCUUACUCAACCUCAGCCCAAAUGUUUUGUAUUUUAUUUACAGAAUGCAUCCCAAGCUUGCAGAUGCCUCCAAAUCCUUUCAGGGAAUGGUAAUUAUAACGUUUAGCCGCAGAACACACUCUGUUUAACAUUUUAGGCACGUAUUCAACCCAGAUUGUACAGAGCCUUGUGGAUUGGAUGCAGUGUUGUGCUUUGUUUUGUAGUUGUGACCCAGGAGCAGCUGAUCCACUUGGACUGUGUGUUGCCUCUGAAGGCCCUACUGAGUUCCCCUACUCCUCCUCUGACUGAGUCUGCCAUAGCUCUACUGUCUGGGCUAGCCACACACCAACCCAAUAGAGUAAGACUUUUAAAACUAGAUGUUGAUUUGUUGCAGCAGUAGCCUCAAGGUGGUAGGAAGUAAGAGGUGGACUAGUAACUGGAGGGUUGUUGGUUCAAAUUCCAGGUUUGACAUAUCUGACAGGAUUCUAUCUAUUAUGUAAUGAUGAUAAUGGUGGUGAUUACAAUGGAUGUGUUAGCAAUCAGUAGUCCUUGUGUUUCCCUCUAGGAGGGCCUGGUGAGUGAGGGCCUGGUUCAGGUGAUAGGGCAGCUGCUCCUCUGUCACAGAUCCAGCUCCAUCAUCAACCACAGUGUUGUUAUCAUCACCAACCUGAGCAGCACCAGCGAGGGACAGCAGGUAAUAACAGCUGCCAUGUCACUCACUCAUUCACUCACUAGAAUAUGAGGCGCUGUUCCAAUGUCCAUAUUAUGUAGAAUGCAUGUCCAUAACAUUGCUUCAUUCUCACUGGUCUGCUAGUAUGGACAUUGGAAUGUAGAUGUGGUUUCCAUCUAUAUGUUCAGUCACAUGUUAACUUUUAGCAUCCCUAGAAUGGUACUUUUUAAGAUGAUUAUCCAGACUCUGACCUGGUCAUGUGAUGUCAUUGUAAAAACAUCAUAUGAAUGCAGUGAUUAUUGGAAGCCAUAUUAAAUGAAUUUUCAUUCAUAUGGACAUGUGAUGAUCAAGCCUUCUUGUGUUGUCUACAGGCUGUUAUGGACAGUGAGUGUUUAACAGGACUUCUCAAGGCCCUUGUGUCCAGUGUGACCUCAGAGGAGACCGUUCUGUGCGUCACUUCCUGUUUACAUCACCUGACAAGCUGGGGUGAGAAUACAAUUCAUAAGCCAGUUUAAUUUAUCUUAUGUCACCUCACCUCUAUUACAACUUUUGUCUUCCCUUUUCAGACUUACUUCAAUCUCAUUUGGCCACAAAGAUUACUCCUGAACAUGUUUCAAGUCUGGUGAAGUUCUCUGCACAAAUGGACAAUCCAGAGUUGUCCUAUAGGUCUGCUUCCAUCAUCAGCAAACUAAAGAUGAACGGUAAUAUGCAUGUAUUUUGUUUGUUGUCUAGUCCCUUUAUUUUAUCUGUGACUAGCACAAAGAUUGAUAGUGUAAUACUAUCAAUAAUACAUAUAUUUUCUCUUAAAUGCUAUACUGUGUCUGUAUAAGCAAGAUUGUUCCAUAUGUGCUCAUACAGAUGUAAGAUCUUGAUUUGAUCACUCUUUUGUUGCUGGAAAUGAAGAUGAGCUUUGUGAUGUACAUAAAUUCCCUGAAAGCCCACACUUACACAUGGUUAUAUUAACAGUAUUGCACUUUUCAUGUAAUUGCUAAAAGCCUAACCACCGAUCAAGUAACAUUAUGGACUAAGCAUUCAAAUCCUGUUGCUGCAGGAUUAUUUUGCUUUGACAAUAUAGGUCACAUUAAGAUCCUACAUCUGUACAUGCGUUUUUCUUGUUGCUCAUAUACAGUGAGGGGAAAAAAGUAUUUGAUCCCCUGCUGAUUUUGUACAUUUGCCCACUGACAAAGACAUGAUCAGUCUAUAAUUUAAUGGUAGGUUUAUUUGAACAGUGAGAGACAGAAUAACAACAAAAAAAUCCAGAAAAACGCAUGUAAGAAAUGUUAUAAAUUGAUUUGCAUUUUAAUGAGGGAAAUAAGUAUUUGACCCCUCUGCAAAACAUGACUUAGUACUUGGUGGCAAAACCCUUGUUGGCAAUCACAGAGGUCAGACGUUUCUUGUAGUUGGCCACCAGGUUUGCACACAUCUCAGGAGGGAUUUUGUUCCACUCCUCUUUGCAGAUCUUCUCCAAGUCAUUAAGGUUUCGAGGCUGACGUUUGGCAACUCGAACCUUCAGCUCCAUCCACAGAUUUUCUAUGGGUUUAAGGUCUGGAGACUGGCUAGGCCACUCCAGGACCUUAAUGUGCUUCUUCUUGAGCCACUCCUUUGUUGCCUUGGCCGUGUGUUUUGGGUCAUUGUCAUGCUGGAAUACCCAUCCACGACCCAUUUUCAAUGCCCUGGCUGCGGGAAGGAGGUUCUCACCCAAGAUUUGACGGUACAUGGUCCCGUCCAUCGUCCCUUUGAUGCGGUGAAGUUGUCCUGUCCCCUUAGCAGAAAAACACCCCCAAAGCAUAAUGUUUCCACCUCCAUUUUUGACGGUGGGGAUGGUGUUCUUGGGGUCAUAGGCAGCAUUCCUCCUCCUCCAAACACGGCGAGUUGAGUUGAUGCCAAAGAGCUCCAUUUUGGUCUCAUCUGACCACAACACUUUCACCCAGUUCUCCUCUGAAUCAUUCAGAUGUUCAUUGGCAAACUUCAGACGGGCCUGUAUAUGUGCUUUCUUGAGCAGGGGGACCUUGCGGGUGCUACAGGAUUUCAGUCCUUCACGGCGUAGUGUGUUACCAAUUGUUUUCUUGGUGACUAUGGUCCCAGCUGCCUUGAGAUCAUUGACAAGAUCCUCCCGUGUAGUUCUGUGCUGAUUCCUCACCGUUCUCAUGAUCAUUGCAACUCCACGAGGUGAGAUCUUGCAUGGAGCCCCAGGCCGAGGGAGACUGACAGUUAUUUUGUGUUUCUUCCAUUUGCGAAUAAUCGCACCAACUACUGUCACCUUCUCACCAAGCUGUUUGCCGAUGGUUUUGUAGCCCAUUCCAGCCUUGUGUAGGUCUACAAUCUUGUCCCUGACAUCCUUGGAGAGCUCUUUGGUCUUGGCCAUGGUGGAGAGUUUGGAAUCUGAUUGAUUGAUUGAUUGAUUGCUUCUGUGGACAGGUGUCUUUUAUACAGGUAACAAGCUGAGAUUAGGAGCACUCCCUUUAAGAGUGUGCUCCUAAUCUUAGCUCAUUACCUGUAUAAAAGACACCUGGGAGCCAGAAAUCUUUCUGAUUGAGAGGGGGUCAAAUACUUAUUUCCCUCAUUUAAAAUGCAAAUCAGUUUAUAACAUUUUUGACAUGCGUUUUUCUGGAUUGUUGUGUUGUUAUUCUGUCUCUCACUGUUCAAAUAAACCUACCAUUAAAAUUAUAGACUGAUAAUUUCUUUGUCAGUGGGCAAACGUACAAAAUCAGCAGGGGAUCAAAUACUUUUUUCCCUCACUGUAUCAAACAGACCAUGUCAUCCAACUACUGAAACCACACUAUGCUGCCAUCUCUGAAUAUAUCCUGAUGUACCUCAAGAACCAGGAAGUGAGAUUCCAACAGCUGAGUAUUGUUACUCUAUGCAACCUCAAGAAAGGUUGGUCAUGGUUUUGUAACAACACUUUUACCAGUCAUGCUGUCUAUGCCUAAAAUAACACAUUUCUGUGCUUAAUGUCAAUAACACUACUUUCUAGUUAUUUUGUCCUGAGAAACGUAAUAAACUGAAGUGCAUUAACGUAAGGGCAGGUACAUGAAGUUAUAGUCAACGGCUUGUUGUUGUGUUAUGCAAUGUAAUGCUAUGUUAUGCUAUGCUAUGUCAUGUUAUUCUUCAGACGGAGAGUUUUCAGUGGUGAUGAGUGGUGGUGUGCUGGAGGAGCAGCUGAAGAGGGUGCAUGCACAGACUGAGCAGACCAGGCAGUUACUGCAGAUGAUUCAGAUACCUCCAUCCUCCUGA
This is a messenger RNA of Coregonus sp. 'balchen', 6815 nucleotides long. The record is from the annotation of a GenBank genome assembly. Lineage: Eukaryota; Metazoa; Chordata; Actinopteri; Salmoniformes; Salmonidae.